Messenger RNA from Triticum aestivum (bread wheat), 1353 nucleotides. Its product is annotated as MYB-like transcription factor ODO1. The transcript has 2 exons. Bases 177 to 1040 code for a protein of 287 amino acids. NCBI's taxonomy places the organism in Eukaryota, Viridiplantae, Streptophyta, Magnoliopsida, Poales, Poaceae. The record is from RefSeq and is a predicted model, not a curated record.
CGACGCACUUGUCACACUGUUCGAUCGAUGUGCACUGCAUGCUUUGCCUUCGCUACCCCGCCUCCCCUGCCCAAGCCAUCAGAUCACACCGCACCGCCGAGGAAGGGGUUGGUGGCGCGCUCGCGGCCGGCCUUUUAAGAGCCGGCGCCGGCAGCAGCAGCGGGAGAUAGGGGACGAUGGGGCGGCAGCCGUGCUGCGACAAGCUGGGGGUGAAGCGCGGGCCGUGGACGGCGGAGGAGGACCGGAAGCUGAUGGCCUUCAUCCUCGGCAACGCCGGCCGCUGCUGCUGGCGCGCCGUGCCCAAGCUGGCCGGCCUACUGCGCUGCGGCAAGAGCUGCCGCCUCCGCUGGACCAACUACCUCCGCCCCGACCUCAAGCGCGGCCUCCUCACCGACGACGAGGAGCGGCUCGUCGUCGACCUCCACGCCAAGCUCGGCAACAGAUGGUCCAAGAUUGCUGCCAAGUUACCAGGAAGGACAGAUAACGAGAUUAAGAACCAUUGGAACACACACAUAAAGAAGAAGCUCAUCAAGAUGGGAAUUGACCCGAUCACACACGUGCCCCUCGAAGUCCGAAAGCAGCCGCAACAAGCUAGCCUAUCCACAACGUCUGCACAAUCCUCGACCAUCACGAUAGAAUGCAAGUCCAACAAUGGGCAACAAUGCCAGCAACAGGACACCCACAUCAACAGGGACAAGGACGCGUCAUCGGUCGGCGGCGAGUCUAGCCCACCGAACUUAUCGGGCACAAACACCGACAACACUACGGGUGGUAGCAACAACAUCCAUGAUCAGGAUCCACUAGUGAAAUGGCUGCUGGAAGAGGAGGAUGACCUCCCUGCCAUUGGCAUCGUCGAAGAGCCGUGGCUUGACUUCACAGUCGAAAAUGAUGUUGACAAGUUCAAUGGCAUUCCCUCCACCAUGUCGUGGGACAUUGGAACGACGGAUUGGCUGCUCGACUACCAAGAUUUUGGGGUAGGGGACUCAACUUUGCUUGAUGAUGCCUCCAUGGUCGACAGCUCAAGCGGAUCAAACCUCUAGUAGUUUAGCUACAUCUAGCUUGCAAACAACUGAAGAAGAUGUCAGCUUGUGUUGCAUGUCGUACAUAGUGUAGAUAAGUGCACCAAUUAAUAAAAUAUGUGCUCGUUUAAAUCCAGUUAAUUCUUGAAUUGAUGCAUUUUGGUAAGGUGUAGAAUAGUGUUAUGUGUUGCAUAUUUAUCCCUCAAAGGUCAAGGGGUGAAUCAAAUUGUGUUACUCAGAUCCACAAAGUUGUACUAGAGGUGCGACAGUUAAUUUGGAUCGGAUGGAGUAUUAAAAAGCUAUGUUUCCUCUCGAGUAGAGAGAUUAUAGAAUU